This is a messenger RNA of Fibroporia radiculosa, 384 nucleotides long. RefSeq lists its product as uncharacterized. The record is from RefSeq and is a predicted model, not a curated record. The transcript is spliced from 2 exons. The coding region runs from base 1 to 384 and encodes 127 amino acids. NCBI's taxonomy places the organism in Eukaryota, Fungi, Basidiomycota, Agaricomycetes, Polyporales, Fibroporiaceae.
AUGACUUCUUAUAAGAACUGUUCCUCCUCAGUCUCUCCAAUAGUAUCCACUACCAUCCUCGCCGCAUUCCUUAUCAUCAGCUGGUUCCUCAUUGCCCUCCUCCUCCUCACUGUCGUCCUCGCCUACCUCCUCUUCAAAGAGGACUACCUUGUCCGCAUCCACAUCAACUGUCGCCCCACUCCAAAUCCCAUCAACAAAACCCCCCAGUGGCCAGCUUAUUCAGUGGUGAACCAAGUUGCCCCGCUAACCACUGCUGCUCUCAUCGUCACCAACAACCACCCCCACCUCCUCCUCCUUGGCCUCCUUGGCCUUCUCCUAAUCACCAUCCUCUCUGUACUUGCCCUUGCCCUUAUUGUCCCACUCACCCUACAGAUCACCAUCUGA